AUGUAUGACCUGGUGUUUCCAGGAAUGUCGAGUUCCUUCGACCAGGAUCACGUUGGUUUCCUGAUUCAGACAGAUACCCCCAACACAUUCCGAAUGUGCCUCUUCAUUUUCGAGCUCACCCUGCUCACUCUCAGCUACAUUAACUUUGCGCUCCUAUUUAUUGUCAUCGUCAAAAUUCGGACCUUCCAUGUGAACCUGCGGAUCGUCUGCUUCUCCAAUAUUUUGCUGUUUAUUUUGGAAAUUACUUUGCGAAUUCUCAUUGUCAUCCAAACCAUUCGAUAUGGGGAAAUUUUCACUGACCACGUGAUGGCGCAAUUGUAUGUAUACCGCAAUUGGAUGAUGGUGGGCUGCAAUUUGGCCCAUCUGGGAGUGAUUAUUGAACGGACGAUGGCAACGUUCUAUCCGGACUAUCAAAGCAGCCGAUUCUUUUGGGGAGUUUUGAUAUCACUUUUGCAGGUGAGAACCAAACAUCGUAAAUAACCCCCCUCUUAGCUGGAGAUAGACGAUUUGUAGUCGGGAAAAUAAGGGGUUUUGGGUGCAAAUACAUAUUAUUUGUAGGUGAUGGGAUGAGCAAAGUCUACACAUUCCCUACAAAAGCAAAUUAAGAACAAAAUUUUUUGUAACCAAGAACUAAACCCGUGACCGACGGACUAAACUUGGUCUUUUUAAUGAAGUCUUAUGUCUAUGUACUUUGGACAAAAUUUGCAAGAAUUUGCAAGGGAAGUACCCCGUGUGUGACGCUCAAUUUUUCUUUAGAUUAGCACACUCUUUGGGCAUGAAUUAAAUAUCAACUCCUGAAAGUUUUAGCUCGCACUUUGCAAUCGCCGCCGAGAUAUUGAACCAUCUUUGCCGCCGAGAGAGUACGCUAAACGCGGAGAGCGGUCAGAGAGAAAAACGCUUUUUGGCCAUAACUUUGCUAGUUUUGUGCGGAAAAAUUUGAUUUUUUGUGGAAACGUUACCCUCUAUGGUACAAAUAGGCAUGAUACUUUUCGUUCCAAAAUUUGGCAAAAAGUCUCAAAUUUUCGCCGACUUUCGAUCUAAAAAUCUCGGUUAUUUCUGCAAAGCGCGAGCUAGGAUUCUCGCAUAUAUUUUAGAAAAAAUUGUUCUAAACUUGUGCCAACUUUCAUCAAAAUCUGAGCGUCGCAGUUGGGGAACUUCCUCUGCCAGACAGAAGUUAACUUUGGGCUAGCAGGGGAAGUGCCUCAUGUGCCACGCUCAGAUCUCAAUGAAACUUGGCGCAAAUUUAGAGAAUUUUUUUACGAAGCAUCUGCGAGACUCCUAGCCCGCACUUUGAAGAAACGAACGAGAUUUUUAGGUCAAACGUUGUAAAAAAUGUGACAAUUUUUUACAAAUUUUGGCGUGAAACUUUUCGUGGCUUUUCAACCAGAGAAAAUAAUUUCUCUGGUAGAGCUUUUUUAUAAUAAUUUUUUUUUUAAAUAAACUACGGCAAAAAGUGUUUUUAUGGCCUAGUUCUUUCGUAUAAUUCCCGCUCUUGACUGGAUUAAAAAACUAAUUUUUUGAAUCACCUUUUACAAGAAAAUUUGAGUCGUUCAUCUAAAGAAGUUCCUUAUUAGGACGGAUUUUAAAAAAAUAUCCCUAAACAAUUCUCCUUGUGAAAAUCAUACAUAUUAAAAUUUUGACUUUCAGUGGGGCAUCGGCUACCUUCUCAAUUGGCUGGACAGCGACGGUAAGUGGACUUUUUUCCCCUUAUUUCUCAUUCAAUUUUUUUUGCAAUAAGUGAUUCGCCAAAAUAAUUGCGUUUUGCAAGAAAAAUAAUGCUACUUGGUCUCUAAAUUGAAUCCAUGUCGAAAUUUUUGACAUGAAUUACGCCAAAAGCAAUUAUCUUCGCUAAUAGCUACAAUUGGCUUUGCUAAUCGAGUCUUUGCAAAGCAACUUUGGUCGGGAACCAAUAAUUAAACAUGUAUAUAAUUGAUGAUCAUUGGAGAAUAUUCAAAAGCUUUCUUUGUCAUUUAACAGUGCACCCUGAACACCUGUUGCAAAGGCUAACGAAUUUUUAAUCUUUUCAACUAAUUUAUACAGGGUGUCCAGAGAAAUUCCGCGGAAAGUGUUUGCCGAUUUCUCGGCGCUUAGGCAAGAUAUCCAAAAAAUUCUUUUCGCAUUAGAAAGAAGACUAUGGGCGGUUUUUUGUCUGAAAAAGUUUUUUUGUCCGCCGACGCGGAACCUACUGUGUUCGGCGGAGACUUUUGGUAGCUUUUUUUGGUCAUCACACCAAUCUUAAAAGCUUCAGUACGAUUUCUGAUGGUUAAAAAGAGAAUGUUAUCUUAUUUUUAUAUUUACCAAACGUUCGGCAAUGGAAUGGGAGCUUUCCGUAUCGGCGGAGGCCACAACUCAGUUUUGGAUAGGAGAUGCCCCAAACAUUACGUGGCUAGCAUUCUUUGCUGAUCCCAUAUGCUCUCCAAAAUUUCGUCGCCAAGCCUUGGCAACAGCUUAGCCAUCAGUAAACGACUUGGUGUACCAGAAAACAACAAAAUAUUUUUUGUUUGAACUUGUCUUUGCCCCGCUGUUUCAAACCUCCGCACGAUACGGUCGGACUUUUUCGCUGUUGACGCAACUACACAAUGCGGUGCAGUCGCUAAAUGCGAUUGCGUAGCAUUGUCGUCGGUCCCCUGAUUCUUUGUGGAAAAAAGUUGAAGGCUCCCCGAUAGUUUCAGGAUCAUAGUAAAGCGCUCAAGAUUGGUGUGAUGACCAAAAAAGCUACCAAAAGUCUCCGCCGAAUACAGUAUGUUCCGCGUCGGCGGACAAAAAAUCUUUUUUAGACAAAAAACCGCCCGUAGUCUUCUUUCUAAUGCAAAAAGAUUUUUUUGGAUAUCUUGCCUAGGCGCCGAGAAAUCGUCAAACACUUUCCGCGGAAUUUCUCUGGACGCCCUGUACAUUCAGAUUAGGCUUUUCGACUGCGGCAUUUAAAAAAAGAUGUGAUAAUUAGGAGACAAAUUCGACGACCUUUUAUGGCGAUGAAAAAUUUAGUAUGCAGAGAGGGAGGGUGAAAGAGAAAGCAACGUUUUUCCAUGGAAUGCAUUACGAUGAACCACGAUUUUUUUAAAUCUCUUGUCAUCGUUGAAUCCUAGAGAAUUUGGGCUUAUGUUUUGUAGAAAAAACCGAAAUUUUUACACCAAAAUUUUGUCAAGAAUUGACACUUCUUUUGCAAGUUUAUCCAUCAAAAAUUUCAGGCUGAUUUCUACAAAUACAAGAAAUAUUUUUGUAGAAAAUCAAUUUUUUUCUCCGCCGGAAUGGGAGAGGCAUGCGCAAAGAACGUUUUUUAUCUUACCGCUCUCCAAAAUUCGCACACUCUCUCGGCGAACGAGAUGGUUAAAAAUCUUGGUUGAAGCUGCAUCCUUCCAGCUAAAAUUUUUAAGAACCCUAGGCAGAACUUGUCUGCAAAAAUUAAAGAAAAUUUGAGCUCCGAACUUGAGAAACUUUUGUUGUAAAAAAUCAUGAGAAGUGACUUUUUGUAUGUGGGAUAUGACACUUAUUUUAGAGCAAAUAAUGCUAUAAAUUCAAGUAAACUUUCCUCCAACCAAAGCCAAGAGUCGCAGACCUCAUCCAGCAAAAAAAAUGUGCCAUUUUGCAUCCGAGAAGUAUCAAAAAAAUGUGGUAAAAUACCUCCCUCUCCAAGUGAAAGGCACCCCGAUUUCAAAAGGGCUCCCGCCUUUUUGUGAGGGCCCUUCAAAACGAAGUUUUUUCACUUGGAGAGGGAAGCAUUUUGCCAUAUUUUUGAUACUUCCCGGAUGCAAAAUGGUACAUUUCUGCCACUGGAUCAUUUCCGUCAUUGCAUGUUCUUUUAAAAUUUUAAACUUUCGUCUUUUCAGGGCCAGCAGUAUUCAAAAUAAUUGUUCCAGUGUUAGCCAUCAUACUUCCUGGAAUUGUAAGUCCUUCGAUUGUCUUCUACAGUAGAGAACCGUUUUUUGUCCAAUUGCAAAAAACGUACCAUUUCGCAUCCGGGAAGUAUCGAAAAUGCUUCAAAAUACCUCCUUCUCCAUAUGAAAAAACUUCAUUUUAAAGAAGGCGCCCUUUCCCUCACAAAAAGAGCUUUUGAAAUCGGAGUCUUUGACUUGUAAAUGGAGGUAUUUUGCCACGUUUUUGAUACUUCCGGAAUGCAAAAUGGUAUACUUUUUGUCAGUGGAUCAGGUCCGCCACUGUAUUUCAUUUAUUUACUACAAUUUGCAGGGUCUAUUUGUUGUGAAACGAGUGAACACCCGCCACUACCUCAACAAAGGCGAGCUGUCGUUGGCGGAGAAGUACCAGAUCACGGAGAAUGUGCGGACCCUCAAAACCUUCGAAUAUGUAAUCUACAUUUGUGCCUACUGCAACAUCACGACCUCACUUCUCAUGGUAGUCAUCAUUAUUUGGCUGCAGCGGCCGGAGACUUUGUACACUUUUCGGGUUGUCUCCAACUUUUAUGACCUCAUCUGCGCGUCGUAUGCGUUUCUGUUCCCAUGGUUCUUGUUGCGCAAUCAUGCGGACGCGUGGAAAAUCACACGGUAAGUGGGAGGAAACGUUCAUAAUACUUAUGUUUAUGUAAGCUUGUGUAGGUUGCACGUAGCAAAAUAGAGAUGUAGAAUAGUAGUUUACGGCUGGAAAACCAUAAAAACACUUUUUGUCAGGCAUAAACUACGUUGAUGAGUAGCGAGGGAACGGUCCCAACGAUUCGUGGGAACCAUCAAUAAGACCCUGAUACGCCAAAAGUGCAUGUAGAAUUUGGUGGAAAACAGUUUUUACAAGGAGAAUGAUCCAAGUGCGACCCUCAGAUUUUGGGGUCGGGAAAAUAAUGAGCAUAAUAUCGCAUCAAAAGCCGCAUCGCCGCCGAGAAAGAAAAUGUUGUCGUGACAAAAUUAAAUUGCUUUUCACUUUAGCAACGCAAUCGGUGACGCCAGAUUGUGCUUAUUAUUUUCCCGACAGACUGACAGAACAUCAAAAAUCCUCCUCUUCCCAGCGACCCUCUAACUUGUGACGAAUUAUAUAGAUUAUUUCCCCGACAGACUGAAAAAACAUGGCUCAAAUUUGGACAAAAUUUUUAAGACAUGAGCAAGGUUCACGCUUUGCAGAGAGAACUGAGAUUUUUAGUCCGAAAGUUGGCUAUAAUAGUUCAACAAGUUCUUGUGGGUCGUUGUUGUGGGUUUGCUGGUGAGAAUAUUGCAGUUUUUUCCCUUCGGUGAGAGCGAUGUUUUAGCAAAGAAAAACUUUUUCUCCGCAAAAUUGGAGACAUUGUCAAAACGCUUUUUUUAUGACCGCUCUACGAUGUUUGCAUGGUUUCUAAGAUCGUUGAAUAUUUCGCUGAAAAUCCCGCUAAUUGUAGGAGUAUGAGAUAAAACUUUAAAACGUUUUUGCGAGUUUAUUCAUCAAAAAUUUCAGCCUUAUUUCUACUGCGGAAAACAACAUUUUUCCAGGAAAUCAAUUUUUUUUCCUCCAGGAAUAGGAGAGCCCAAGAACUUUUUUCUCUUGCCGCUCUCCAAAAUUUGCACAUUCUCUUGGCGAAAGAAAGGAUUAAAAAUCACGGUUGUGCUGCAAUACGCCGGCUAAAAUUUUUAAGAACCCUAGGCAGAAUUUGUCUGCAAGAUUUAAAGAAAAUUUGGGAACUGAACUUGAGGCACUUCCCAUGAAAAAUUCAUGAGAAUGGGACGGAAUUUUCGUAUGUUAGACAUAACCAGAGACUGCCGGGGCUGAAAUUUUGGGUCCAAAAUGAAUGCGAUAAAGUUUUAAAAAGUCCGAAAAGGAUUUCCAGACAUAACUAAAUAUCAUUGUCUAGGCCGUCUACAAACAAUUUCCAUUCGUUUUUCAGUUCCUUAUUUGGCCACCGCGAAGAUUCUCGGACUCAAGUGGAGCAAGUCAAUGUUCUCGGCGAGACCAUCGUGAAACGCUACGACAACGCCGAGUACUUCGAGAAAUUGUACGAUACUUGGGAUGCCAAGAUGAAAAGAUGA
Molecule: messenger RNA, 5939 nt
Organism: Bursaphelenchus xylophilus (pine wood nematode)
Lineage: Eukaryota; Metazoa; Nematoda; Chromadorea; Rhabditida; Aphelenchoididae
Source: the annotation of a GenBank genome assembly